UAAACAAACAAACAAACAAUAACCCAUGAACACACCCAGUUACCCACCUGUACUGACAUUCACAGACAGAAACAACAGUGUAACAAUCAGAAACAAACAUGGGGACCUCAGAAGAAAAAAAUUAUUGGUGAUAUCAACGUUUAUAAGGUGGAACAGUCCAAGUUCUUGCUGCAGAGUGAAGACCACAAGCACUGCACCACAGACGCCCAAGUGUUAGAUGUGGGUGCUCUGGUGUGUUCCCCCCCCCCCCUUUUUUCCCUGACAAACGACUAUCGUCCUUACCUCUCCUUUUUUGUGCUUGUUUAUCUCAUGUACCACGUCUAAUCUUCAGGACCUAAAUGACCCAUAUUUUGUGUUGCAAUUGCAGUAAAACUCUUACUAUGAAAACGAAGUAUUAGAUCUGCUUGUGUUUGCAAUGAGACGAUCAAAGACGGGAACAAUAAUUGUCUUGGCUUCCUCAAUUGAAACGUGUUGAUAGUUUUUUCUCUCCUGUUUUAUCCAUUUAUAGGGUCCAAGACAGUUUUCUCACAAUGAAGGGCGUUUUUCCUGUCGCGUUAUUAUGUGUCCUGUUCGCCUCGCUAUCAGCUGGACAAGACACAACUGCUGUAAAGGCCCCUCCUAAGCCUACGGCCCCGCCUGCAGUCACCACUGAUGCUCCAACAGCACCGCCAGCUUCCCCCUCCGUGGCAGCACCAGUGACAACUCAAAAGGCGCCAUCUACAACCGCCACUCCUGCGUCGAGCGGGCCGUCUGGGAACUGCAGUGACAAGGUUGACUACUGCUGGAAUGAGCCGGAUAGAAACUGCUUCGGCAUCUACGAACCCUGGGCCAAAGAUAACUGUCCAUUCCGUUGCGGUUUCUGUCCAGAAAAACCAAAAUGUGAGGACGAAAUUCUGUUCUGUGCCCAGUACACCUUGAGCGUCUGCACUGACCCGACCUUUCAGGGAUGGGCAAGAAAGAACUGUAGGAAAUGGUGCAACAUGUGUAAACUGCCAACCAGACCGGCUGACCAGGUGACUGCCGCUCCUGGAGGCGGAAGUGUAUCUGGUCCCACAAUUGCACCCACCUCUGACGGCAGCCAAAAGAACCCUUCCCUACCUGGUAAUGGCAAUGGGAAUGGAAACGGGAAUGGAAACGUUAAUGGUAACAUCACCAACAUGCAGUUUGUAGGGCAGAAGUCCACAUUCGUUGUACAGGGAGACCCCACAACUCUUCCGGGUGUCUGCUUCUACAAGGGCGAGGUACGACCCCUUGACGUCAACUGGUACGACGGCUGUGACUAUGUCUGCAGCUGUUUCGACGCCGCGAGGAACAGAAUUAUCUGCACAGAGAAGUGCACACAGUGGGGUUCACUGCCGGCCGAGCUUGCAGGGCAGUGUUCGUUGGUCAAAGAGUCUGGCGACUGCUGUCAGAAACUCGAGUGUAACGCCUGAGGCAAUCGCAGCGAGAUAGGAAUUUCUGUUUGUGAAAGAUUGAGUGUUCUCAUUGCCACUGCUUGAUACAUUAUCUAUGAUAUAAUUCAUACAAUAAACUCAGCCUUCAGCAGUGAAA
Molecule: messenger RNA, 1551 nt
Organism: Aplysia californica (California sea hare)
Lineage: Eukaryota; Metazoa; Mollusca; Gastropoda; Aplysiida; Aplysiidae
Source: RefSeq, a predicted model, not a curated record